GCCAGCUGAGCUUCAGGUCAGAGACUGGGCCGCAGCAGUUUCGAGAGUUUUCAGACCAGCAAGCGCGGAAAAGUUUUGACAAGCAGACCUUUGCGUGCGGCUCCCGUCAGCAGCAGCCCCAGCCUGUGCGGACCCUUCCUGCGGGUGAGAGGCUGUACAAUCCUCGGCAGUGUUCUGAGACUGUACGGCCCCCGAUCCCCCUACAAGCCUGGACGCUCACAGCCAGCCGGGUGUUAUGGACUAACCAACAGGUUUCAUCUGUCCAAAAAAAAAAAAAAAACUCCUUUUGACUGUAAAGUUGGACUUAAGUUGUAGGCUGUCGGGAAAUUACAACACUGUUAUCGUGCAUAAGAGAAAAACAUGACGGCCGAUAAGGAGAAAAAGAGGAGCAGCUCAGAGCGGCGUAAGGAGAAGUCUCGGGAUGCAGCUCGCUGCAGGCGCAGCAAAGAGACGGAGGUUUUCUACGACCUUGCUCAUCAACUGCCUUUGCCUCAUAGCGUCAGCUCUCACCUGGACAAGGCCUCCAUCAUGAGGCUGGCUAUCAGCUUCCUGCGCACACGCAAGCUACUCGCUGCAGGCUGUAGCAGCAGCAGCAGUGAUGGCGAUGAGGACAGACAGAUGGACAGCCUGUACCUAAAGUCUCUGGAGGGCUUCAUUACCGUGGUAACGUCAGACGGCGACAUGAUAUUCCUGUCCGAGAACAUCAACAAAUUCAUGGGGCUCACGCAGGUGGACCUCACCGGUCACAGCAUCUUUGACUUCACCCAUCCAUGUGAUCACGAGGAGAUCAGGGAAAAUCUCAGCCUGAAGACAGCUGGCAGUGGCUUCAGUAAAAAAGGUAAAGAGCUGAGCACUGAACGAGAUUUCUUCAUGAGGAUGAAAUGCACGGUGACCAACAGAGGACGCACCGUCAACCUUAAGUCCGCCAGCUGGAAGGUGCUGCAUUGCACCGGACAACUGAAGAUGUACAACAGCUGCCCUCAGCGAGGACUGUGUGGCUUCAAAGAGCCUCCGCUCACAUGCGCUGUCCUGAUGUGCGAACCCAUCCCACACCCUUCCAACAUCGAUACACCAAUGGACAGCAAGACCUUCCUGAGCAGACACAGCAUGGAUAUGAAGUUCACCUACUGUGAUGAGAGGGUAACAGAGUUGAUGGGUUAUACUCCUGAGGAUCUGCUGGGUCGCUCAGUCUACGACUUUUACCACGCCCUGGACUCAGACAGCGUCACCAAGAGCCACCACAACUUGUGUACCAAGGGUCAGGCAGUGAGCGGUCAGUAUCGUAUGCUGGCUAAGAACGGAGGCUUCGUGUGGGUGGAAACACAGGGAACUGUUAUUUACAACAGCCGCAACUCCCAGCCCCAGUGCAUCGUGUGCAUAAACUAUGUCCUCAGUGACAUUGAGGAGAAGGCGACUAUUUUCUCUUUGGAGCAGACAGAGUCCCUGUUUAAGCCACGCCACAUGAGCAGCUUCUUCACUGCUGGAUGUGCAGGCAUGACUGGAGAGCCGGAAGAUGUCCUCUUCACCAAACUCAAAGAGGAGCCGGAGGACCUUGCCCAGCUGGCUCCAACACCCGGAGACACAAUCAUUUCCCUCGACUUCGGUCGCAAUAAGUUUGAGGAGCCCCAGCAGCCAGCUGGAUAUACCCAGGUGUCUGCCACAGCUAUGCCACCCCCGGGACCUCCGUCCUGGACCAGCGAGAGCCACAAGCCUGCCCCUCCAGCAUCAGGCCAAACCCCGGCUCCAGUUCCAAGGGACAUGUCUAACAUGGCCAGUACAUUCACUAUGCAGCAGAAUCCGCCAAUGGGCAGCCCCACUCCGAGCCUCAGCAGCUGCUCCACGCCCAGCAGCCCAGGUGAUUACUACAGCUCCGUGGAGAGUGACCUGAAGGUGGAGCUGACCGAGAAGCUUUUUGCCCUGGACACAGAGGGCAACAGCAGUCCUGCAAACACUGAGAGGGACCUGAGUGACUUAGACCUGGAGACUUUGGCUCCUUACAUUCCCAUGGAUGGCGAGGACUUUCAGCUGAAUCCUAUCAUCCCAGAGUCAGAGCCCCUGGAGCUGGGUCAAGCGGGAUCCAUGGGGAGCAACAGCAGCCUCACCCAAAAACCACAGAGCUUCAGCAACAUCGCCAGCCUCUUCCAGCCCCUGUCCUCCCCUCCUCAGUCCCAAGGCCACUACCAGCACCAGACAGCUGCAUCCUGGGCUGCAAGGGAGAAGAGAGGCUCCAGCCAGCGGAAUGUGGACCCCCGUGCAGGGUCAUGCAUGAUAGGGCACAUGCAGAAUCCCCCAUACCAGGCACCAGCCAGCACCCCUCUGUCCUCCAUGGGUGGGAGGCAGAAUCUGCAGUGGCCACCAGACCCACUGUUAACCUAUCAACAACAACCACGUGCCACCAAGGCCUACCUGAUGGACACGUUGGCAGGAGAGGAGCGUCUGUCCUACCAGCAGAGCAUGCCACAUCUCAUGCAGAAACAGAGGUCCAUUGACAACUUUGUACAAGCCUACAGAGACAUGAGUCCAGCCAGAGUGUCCAUGACCAACAGUAUCAAGCGCUCCUUCACCCAGAUGGCUUCGGAUGAAAAUAAGCCGUCUGAAAUCAUCUGGAAGAAGAUGAGGGAUGACAGUUGUGCCACCAUGGAUCGCUCCCUCAGUGCAGGAUCACUGGCAGAGUCAGGGAUGGGGAGGAUGGUGUCAGGCAGCAUGUCCUCAUCUAUGAGCUCUCUGCAGCAACACAGGAAGUCUCAGUAUCCCGGAAAUGGGAUAGGUGGCGCAAAUGAGAAACCCUUUCCCCAAAAGAGCUGCAACUACACACAGUAUAACAUGAUGCCUUCUAACAAGACUGAGGGUAUUGCCAGUCGUCUGCUGGGCACUUCGUUUGAGUCCUCCUGUCUGCCGCAGUUGACCCGUUACGACUGUGAGGUCAACGUCCCACUGCAGGGCAACCUGCACCUCCUCCAGGGCUGUGACCUGCUGAGAGCCCUGGACCAGGCCACCUAAAGCUCCAGAUUCAAACCCCGCCAUAGACCCAGACUUACUCCUAGCCCGGGACAUAAGCCUUUUUUACCUUUGUACCUCUGGGCUCUCUAAGAGUCCUAAGGGUUAAGCUACCUAUGGGGAAUGGUAUACAUAACCACAUCCUGUCUUAUUUAGCUUAUUUGGCUCAGCCCCACACCCCUGUCCCCAUAUAGCUCUGUACCUAGACCACCUAAACAAGCUACAAUGUUAGGGUCAAGCCACUUUACACCCCUUUUUUCCCCAAGCUCUCGACUCAAAUCAGAUGCAGGUUGACCACCAGUUCAAGAAAAUUCCCAUGCAUUGAGCUACCCACACACAAGACCCACAUAUAUAAGGUAACAUGGGUCACUUGGUGAAAAAAGGUCAAGGCGCGACAAUAAACUAACAGAGUACAAAGUGAUGCAACACUCUGUCUGACCUGCGUCAAAAAGUUGUGACACUGGGAUUUAUUGCUGGUUUGGUAUCUUCUCUCACAGGUCAGCUCUGUGUUUGGAAACACAGGUUGGGUCUUUGGUGUAAAAAAGGUGUUGGUGUGGGGUUAAAACACACAGUAUGCCUUAAAGACCAGCUCUGCCCAAACAUCUACAGUCAAACACAUUGACCACCAGCGGUCUCCUGCUAAGGCUAAGCAAGGUGGGAAUCCACAGCCAGGCUAAAUAUUGGUAUAUGAUUCCAACCGACAACCUGUGUCUUAUCCAGAACUGGUCUCCGUCAAAGACCUACACCCUGAUAUGAACUCUAUGCAGCUCAGUUCCUAGCCCUACCUUCCCUUCAUUAUCUUAACUCAUUUAGCUCAGUGGAGGAGAAGAUAUUAUACUACCUACACAUUAACAGAGACACUGUGUUCUUUCACUUCAUGUUUUUGACCAGCAGUUAGAUCCAGUGCACUUUUUCAGUUCCAAUCAAAGCAUCAAGCAAGAGUUAGAUAUCAUGAAAUAGCUCUGAAAUGUAACCAUUUUAAAAUGUGUAUGGACAAAGGAUUUUCUACAAAACAUGCACUUUGAUUUUGCUUAUUGAUUCCCCCCAAAAACGUGAUAGUGCUGACACAUUUUCCCCUUUGAACCUUUUAAAAUGUGGCAUUUGAAUCAUUUUUAGAGGUCAAAGGAAAUAAUACUAUUUAUUCACACAAAACAAGCAGAAAUUAGACAAAAGUCUGAAAAAAUAAAUACAAUAUUGUCUGCAAGAACAGCAUCUUCUUUUCUCCUAUCCCCUUUAUCAUAUUACAACCAUUUGCAAUAAGCUAUAGUAAUGCAGGGUUGUUGAUAACUGAAAAGAUAUAGCUCCCGGAUCAGAUAAUGCUAGCUUUCAAUGUUUAAACUCACGUAAAAACAACAUUUAACUUUUUUAUAUCAAGCCUGCUUAAGAUAAUGAUUUUUUUUUUAGAAGCUCUGAUUUAAUUUCAUUCACAAAAGAAAAGCUAAAGCUCAGGAUAUGAUGAGAAUCAGAAUCAAUAAGCCAAAUCAAAAUUAUUCCCAACUCUGAUUAAGCCUUUUCCACAUAUACAUACAAUUAUACAGUCAUCAACCUGCCUCAUCUUGCCUGAAUCCAUCCCAGUCACUGCAGCAUCAUCAUCUGCUCUGUAGUGCAGUUUGGUCAUUCAGGAGUCUGUUUCUCACAAUAUAAAGUGGCUCACAGUAACAUUACAUCUGUUUGGGUCAACUUUAAUGACAUAUGCAUUAUAUUGUUUAUUUUUAUUCUUAUCAUUAGUCUAUUUUUCUGUCAUUGAAUUGAGAAUCUAUUUUAACUUUUAUCAAAUCUCCCCACUUUGUUUAAUCCAAAUCGACGGGACACUUUACCAUAUCAAUACUGCUUUGUUUCUCUUAUUUACUUUUUUUUUGUUCUUACUCCACCUACCAGCUUCUUUUAUUUUUGUGUCUAACUCACAGACACAAUAGUAAACAUAUAUUGCGACACAUGUACUCUACUGUAAGUUGAAUAAUGUUAAGUUUUUUUCCUGUUUUUCUUUUUUUUCCUUAAUCUUCUCUUCUUAAAUCUACGUUUGAUUUAUCUCAACAUGUUUCUUGUGUUUCUCGGUCAGGUAAGUAGCUUGUGUGACUACAGGGUUUUUUUUCUUAUUGUGCAAUUAUUUCAUUGAGCUUAGUCAGCAACAAAGCUAGCCUUAUUCACCAAACAGAUCGCUUGUACAAAGGAUCUGACUUAAACACCCAGUAAGCGUGCAUUUGAUUACAUAUUGUAGGCUUACACACACUUCACACAAUACAGAAAACCAUAAAAAUCAGUGGUGUGCAAAGGCUACGUACGGGUGGGGGAUGAUGAUGAAAAAGGGGCACCUCUCUUGAAUGCAAGUAUAUUUUUAGGUUGAUUUUUUUGCCCUUAAUGGGCGUGUUUUAGGCUCCUUAACUGCAGAUCAAGCAUAUUUUUGCCUGUUUUCUGACCUUUGUCGAAUGCAGACUUUGCAGGUUUAUAGUUUAUUUAUUCUACUGUCCCGGGUAAUGCUUGAUUGAUGCUGCAUAAUAUUUCCGGAUUAAUCGUAUUGUCUGUAAAACGAGCCCAAGGUUGCAUAUUCAAAUCUCUUGACCGCCAGUCCAAGAUAUUCAGUUUACGAUCAUAUACGACUAAGAAACACACACAACAGUGUUCCAAGUUUCACAAUUCAGUUUAAGCUACAAAUGAAAAAUCUAUUCAAUAAUUUCCAAUUCUUAAUUUAGAAAUUUUACUUAAUUAUGUUUGUCUUGUAACUAUAAUGUAACUGACUGUUGGAAUGGUAGAAAACAAUAUUUGAAAGUCAUAGUCAAAGAGAGAGUUUUAAAUUAGCUUAACUUGCAAAAUCACUGGUAUCCUCCUUUUAAGAUAACUGGAUGAUAUUUGGGGGGGAUUCGAAGGACAUUUGAGCCAAUCGCAGGGGCUAAUCAGUGCACUAGGAGAGAUCAAAAGGGCACGUUGGCUGAACAGAAUGGAAGGCAAAAAAGACACUUCAGCUUUUUACAUCAAGAAGGGCAGUGGAGGUCGCUCCCCUACGCCCUCUUUGCACAUCACUGCACAAACCAGUCUAAGAGACAGUAGCAACUACAUAACCACUUACUCAUUCAGACUAUACUUAUGUACAUAGCAGCAGCAGCCUUGGUUUCAGUGCAGUACAGCAGCCUGUGAAGUGACUUGAAAGUGGAGUGUAUGUAUUCUUUAGGAUUAGGACAAGGCCAGUUUUUCUUACAGUUAACAAGAUGGAGUGGCUGCCAAUAUCAGAAAGCUUUGAGCUAGAGUAGGUCAGAACUUUUGUUUUUUAAACGACAAAUAUUUCACCCAAAUGAUGUCAGUAUAACAUCGACAGUAUGCCUUCAGUGAAAACACAUUCUCAUAAUUUCUCUCUGUUCUCUCCUUACCUGUACUCUCAGUAUUUUUCUUGAUCUCACUAUUUUUUGAGGUAAUUGUCUUUGUGUGGUGACCACUUUUGAGUAUCAAUUAUAGAGCUUUGUACACAUAUACGUUACGUAUUUAAAGACAAAACUAAUGUCAAAGAUAGUGUUUUUAGUGUUUAUGUGUCCUGGUACUUUGUCCUUAUCUACCCCUGUAGAUGCAGAUGGAUCAGAUCCCCCGCAGUGCUGUUUCCUCUCGUGCUGUUUCUGUGUUGUGGCAUUUUGUUUUGUUUUAUCCUUAAAUGUCUUUAAUAUCUUAUUCCCUAAAAUAUCUAUGAAAUAUAUUGGCUGGGCAGUACUGUUUUUGUUGCUGCUUUAAGAAGAUAAAACAAAAUAUAACAGGAAAAACGUUUAGAUUAAAACUGAAUAUCAGUUUUCUAAGUUUUACUUUUCAGAUAUGUAGCAUUUUGAAUACUGUUAAGAAGGUGAAGUUGCCACAUAAUUAAUCAUAGUUUUCCAGUUGCAUAUAUAAAAGCAAUGGUGCUUCAUUGACCAUGUAUGUGUCAUUUUUAGAACCUUUAUUACAUCUGUUGGAUCCACUAACACUAUUUUGAUGUUCUCUGCUUUAUGUCAUGAUGGAAUUUUCUUUAAAGUGCAUUUUAAUCCAUAUAAUGUGCCUUAUCAUGGUUUUAUUGUUGUCUCAACACAUAUACUGAGUUUACCCUUCAAGUGCACAGUUUGUUCCCUGCAACCUGUAGAUGAAUUCCUGUAACUGUGGUAUAUUAUUAAAUUAAAUCCUAACUUUACAUUGUAUCUCAUUUGAAAGUUGAAAAUCUACUGAAUUUACUGAAAGAAUAGUAUAAAACCUCCCUUUGGUUUGCAGGUUUAAUUUGCAGUUUGCAAAGUUUAGUUGACACCUUAUCUGCAUCUACCAUGUUUGUUGUCAGUUAACAACCAGCCAGAAGAGCCUGAUAUUAAUGUGAGAAUAUAGUAGAAGCUAUGGAUUUGUUGUGUCGGCUUACCUUUUGUCAUGAUUAUUGACCAAUAAAAUUUGAUUGGGAAUACAGUGUUAGGGUUGGGACAAUUUUCAUAAUAACCUCUAGCUACCUUCAUAGCCUCCUCUUUAGCCAAGCUUUAUUUAAAAACUGAUAGAACAGCAUCCUAGUCAUGGAACAUACAAUAGAAGCCUUUUAGAUUAAAAUAGAACCCUAUUAAAAUCCAUUGUAGCUCCCCUGGUGAUGACGAGUCCAAAUUUGUUUAAGGUUUUUAAGGUAAUAGAUUCCCCAGCUCAUCGAACAACCUGACAGUCUGUUUGUUGAUGAAGGGGUUUUAUGUUUAGGUGAAAAAGAUUUGACUGGGCAGUAAAGGUUCUCCUGGGAAGGUCAAAGGUCAGCAGGGACAGUACUGGCUGUUGAAGUCAGUGCCUUGCUUUUGCAGAUCAAGAGGUUGCCUUAAAAAUGCCCAUUUGGCUUUUCAGUGAUGUGAAGUGAGGCUGAAGCUGUUAAAUGAAGGUUACAAGCUGAAUUUUGUGAAUUUGUAAAAACAAACAGAACAUACUCCCUUCAGCAUUUUAAUAAUUUAUGACUUGAUCAUUUAGAUAGUUUAAAUUAAAGCUGUUCAUAGGAGAGAUUCCAAUAAAAUAAGACCCAGAAAAACCCAUGAAAGACAGUGCCACACUAGUUUUAACACAGAAGCUUAAAAAAAUUAUUGUUAUUUUCAUUGUUUUGGCCCUUAAUUCUACCACACAAUCCCAUUUUCGGACCACCUUAUUUGCGACAUAAAUGGAGUGCAACAUGAUAAUUGUACUCUACAUGUGUAGAGUAAGGGUUCUAACCAAAUCUGCAAUUUAUGUAUUUUAGAGUGCUACUUUUCUGGAAGUGAAAGUACCUGGACUCUUUCACUCCCAGUGAAAGUGGAGACUAUAUUAGAGUCAAUAUCUAUGAAGAUUGAAUGCCGAUUGUAAAAAAAAAAAAAAAAAAAUUCACCAGGCACAAGUCACCUGAUGUUUAAUAGCACUGGAGAUGGACAUUAUCCUGAGAGGAGAUAUGAAAAUAUGUAUUGUCGAGUUGAGAGAGAGAGAGAGAGAGAGAGAGAGAGAGAGAUCCUGCUCAGCCUGCCCACUGAUGCAUAUCUCUCAACUCCUCCACUGGACAGAUCGCUCAUCCGUUUCUACUCUCACUUUGCUUUAUUUUAAGACUCAAAAGCCACCUUACAGAAUGCUCAUAAAGUGUUUAUAAAUCAUUACAAUUAUUGUCCCAGCACUAAAUUAAUUUUUGGGGACCAAAGAAGUUUUAGGACAUUAAAUGUUCAUGCACAAGGAAAAAGAACAGCACCUCAGAUGGAAUUUUUUUCAACUGCAGAGAUCUGAACUAAAUUGUGUUAAUGUAUGUGGAUAGAGUUGGCUAAAUGGAAGUCGAUUUAAAAAUAAAAAUCUAGGCAGAGGGGAAGUCCCACCCCCUUUUAAGAUAGCUUCUGCUCCACUAGCUUUGGCCAGACAAUUUUAAAAUUGGUAAAAAAUUAAAAAUGUAUACACUUAGUAAUAUUGUUAAUAGAUAUUGAUAUAACUUAGAAUUUAGAUGGAAAACCCCAGGAAUAGGUGUCAGCUUUUCAGAAAGUAUAGAUUCCGAGAGAAUCCAUUAAGAAGCCAACGCUAGUAACACAGAUGCUAAGCUAAAAUGGGCGGGGCUUCAGCUAUUUAAACCCUAGAAGACUUAUCACCAGCCCUAGUGCUCAACAUACUGUGCUGCUUGAAGGGUUUCCCCAAAACAAAAGGUUUCAGGAGGUAAUGCACUCAUUCAUUGCACUUCUUCUUUAAAGACAAUAUCAGCAUUUUGUCUUGUGUAACAACUGGGUUUUUGUUUUUCUUCAUGGGAUCCAUGUUCAGCUUCUUGUAUUCUGUUUUUGUUAAUGUCAUACAAUACAGUUAUAUUAGCUGAUUCUGCAUUUUUUUUAAAUAUGCUAAAAAUUCAUAUUGAUCUUAUUAUUAUCAUAUAUUGUUAUCAUUGUUAUUACUAUAUGGGGAAUUUAACCUGAUAAGAAGUUUGUGUUUCUGCACUGAUAUCUUAUUAUUAAAGCAUACUGAUCUUACCUUCCCU
This is a messenger RNA of Morone saxatilis (striped sea-bass), 9427 nucleotides long. It is a transcript of the gene epas1b, whose product is annotated as endothelial PAS domain protein 1b. The transcript is spliced from 16 exons. The coding region runs from base 361 to 3000 and encodes 879 amino acids. The record is from RefSeq and is a predicted model, not a curated record. Gene Ontology annotation, biological process: regulation of transcription by RNA polymerase II; cellular response to hypoxia. Gene Ontology annotation, cellular component: transcription regulator complex; cytoplasm; nucleus. NCBI's taxonomy places the organism in Eukaryota, Metazoa, Chordata, Actinopteri, Moronidae. Gene Ontology annotation, molecular function: RNA polymerase II transcription regulatory region sequence-specific DNA binding; DNA-binding transcription factor activity, RNA polymerase II-specific; protein dimerization activity.